This is a messenger RNA of Rhizoctonia solani, 4380 nucleotides long. Its product is annotated as ABC-2 type transporter. Bases 1 to 4380 code for a protein of 1459 amino acids. Gene Ontology annotation, molecular function: ATP hydrolysis activity; ABC-type transporter activity; ATP binding. The transcript is spliced from 25 exons. Gene Ontology annotation, cellular component: membrane. Gene Ontology annotation, biological process: transmembrane transport. NCBI's taxonomy places the organism in Eukaryota, Fungi, Basidiomycota, Agaricomycetes, Cantharellales, Ceratobasidiaceae. The record is from RefSeq and is a predicted model, not a curated record.
AUGGACUCCGGCAAACAGGCCGAGGCCUACCGAACUGAGACAGUCCCUGCCGACUAUUUCGACAACGAAGGAUGUGCUGAACUCACUCGCACCCUAUCUCAGCUCAGUCAACCGCAGCUAAACGAUGCGCAAGGAGCAACAACAGGAGAUCGAUCUUCUGCAUUGGGAACACUUGUCGAGGAUGGGGCCGAAGAAGACAAGUUUGACUUUGAGGAUCGCGUUCGCACAGCGCUUGACCGCAUGGACGAGGAAGGAAUCAAGCAUCGUUCACUGGGUGUUGGCUUUGUCGAUUUGACCGUUCGUGGUCUAGGCGCUGCAGCCAAAUACCAAGAAACCGUGCUCUCUAUGGUCUCUCCCAUUCAAUGGGUGCACAAGCUGAGCGAGUUGCGACAUCCGCCUGUCAAGGACAUUCUCACUGGCUUUACGGGUACCGUGAAGAGUGGCGAGAUGCUGUUGGUGCUGGGAUCCCCAGGCAGUGGUUGUUCCACCUUCCUGAAAGUGCUUGCAAAUCAACGCCAGGGGUACCAUGAAGUCCUAGGGGAUGUCUCGUACGAUGGAAUGCGGCCUGAACACCUGGCCAAGCACUAUCGAGGAGGCAACUUUCUUUCCUCUCGACCGCUUGAACGAUUACUAAAGGACGACACGCACUUUCCCUCCCUGUCAGUCAAGGACACACUCACCGUUGCUUCCAAGAUGCGUGCGCCUCAGACGCGUAUCUACAACACCACUCGGGCCGACUUUAUUGAGGGCGUGGUACAAACCUUGGCUACUGUCUUUGGUCUCCGACAUACUUUCAAUACUCCAGUUGGUAACGAAGCUAUCCGAGGUGUCAGUGGUGGCGAGAAGAAGCGAGUCAGUAUUGCGGAGAUGAUGGCCUCCCGAGUACGCAUCGGAUGCUGGGACAACUCGACCCGUGGGCUUGACUCUAGUACAGCACUUGAGUUUGGUCGCGCAUUGCGUAUCGCUACCGAUGUUGGACGAGCUACCACUGUCGUCAGCAUCUACCAAGCAUCCGAGUCACUCUACAAGCUCUUUGACAAGGUCUGCAUCAUCUAUGCUGGCAGGCAAAUCUACUAUGGCCCGGCCGAGCAUGCUCGACAGUACUUCGUCAACAUGGGCUGGGAACCUGCACCUCGUCAAACAACACCUGAUUUCCUGGUGGCUGUUACAGACCCUCUCGCACGCACUCCUCGUGCCGGUUGGGAGAACCGCGUACCUCGUACCGCCGACGAGUUUGUUGCCUACUGGAACAAGAGCCCCGAGGGACAAGUCAACCAAGCCGAUGCCAUGCGUUACCUACAGGCUCCCGACGACGAUGUCGCACCCAAGAUGCAACUAUACAAGGAGUCGGCCCGUGCUGAGCGAGCAAAGACGGCUCAUCCCAAGAGCUCGUACACUGUCUCGCUCGCGAUGCAGGUCCGCGGCAUCAUGCUUCGUCGUCUUCAGAUCCUUCGCGGAGAUAUGGCAGCCCAGAUCGUGAUGAACGUGGUGUUCAUGCUUCAGGCGGUCAUCAUGGGUAGCGUGUUCCUCAAGAUGCCAGCGGCUACGAGCGCAUACUUCUCGCGUGGUGGUGUUUUGUUCUUUUCGGUUCUCUUUGGUGCUUUGAGUGGAAUGGCUGAAAUUGCCGCUAUGUAUUCGCAACGUCCGAUUGUAGCAAGGCAUCAAAAAGCCGCUAUGUACCAUCCGUUUGUUGAGGCGCUGGCAUUGACUGUUGUUGACAUUCCUAUUACAUUUGUUACACAAGUUCUGUUCGGUAUUAUCUUGUAUUGGAUGACGGGUCUUCAAAAGGACGCCGCCAAAUUCUUCAUUUUCGUCUUGUUCACUUUUUUGAUGUCGCUCACGAUGAAAGCAUUUUUCCGCGGAAUCGCAGCGAGCUUUGCACGGGAAUCGACUGCUCAGGCCGUUGCCGGAAUUAGCACGUUGAUUCUUGUCCUCUACACCGGUUACACGAUUCCUAAGCCUACCAUGAUCGGGGCGCUCAAAUGGCUCACGUAUAUCAACCCUGUUCGUUAUGGGUUCGAGGCCCUCAUUGUUAACGAGUUCCAUGGCUUGGAGGGAGAAUGCUCUAGCUUAAUCCCGUCGGGUCCUGGGUACGAAGGCAUCAGCCUCCAGAACCAAGUGUGUACUACUGUCGGCUCUGUUCCUGGUCAGCUAUUUGUCGACGGAGACGCUUUUGCGGCUGCCUCGUACGACUACCACUACAAGAACCUGUGGAUGAACUUUGGCAUCGUCAUCGCGUUCUGGGUUGCCUUUGUCGCAUGGUUCCUGGCUGGUACCGAACGUGCCGGCCAUGCUUCGGGAGGGGCCACUCAGCUUGUUUUCAAGCAAAAUGCCAAGAUUCCGUCGAUCGGCUCGUCUUCAUCUGGAAAAGAUACUGAAAAGGGCUCGGUUUCUCCCGAUGUUGUUGCAGAGAAGAAACGGGUUGAUGGACAAGCGGCACAGAACAAGCUUGUCAAGGCCAAUGCCGUGUUUUCGUGGCACCAUCUCAACUACGAGAUUGAUGCUGGUGGAGGUAAGAAGAGGCGACUCUUGGACGAUAUCUCCGGCUUCGUUGCUCCUGGCAAGAUGACGGCGCUCAUGGGUGAAAGUGGUGCUGGCAAGACGACCUUGUUGAACGCAUUGGCCGAGCGGAUUAGCAUGGGCGUGAUUACCGGCGAUCGCCUUGUCAAUGGUAACCCCCUUCCAAAGGAUUUCGCGUCCCAGACUGGCUACGUUCAACAAAUGGAUAUACACUUGGAGAGUACAACCGUUCGAGAGGCUUUGAUGUUCUCGGCUCAGCUCAGGCAGCCUGCCAGUGUUCCCAUAGAAGAAAAGCGUGCCUACGUCGAAGAGGUGAUUAAAAUGUGCGCCAUGGAAGCAUACGCAGACGCUAUCGUUGGAAUUGUUGGUGAAGGCCUCAACGUCGAACAACGCAAACGGUUAACCAUCGGUGUCGAGUUGGCUGCCAAGCCGCAGUUGCUUCUUUUCCUUGACGAGCCCACCUCCGGUCUUGAUUCCCAAUCCGCAUGGGGUAUCAUUGAAUUCCUGAAAUCUUUGGCCGACCAAGGACAGGCCAUUCUCUGCACCAUCCACCAACCGUCCUCUGAGCUUUUCCAAUCUUUCGAUCGCCUUCUUCUCUUGCGCAGGGGUGGUCAGACAUGCUACUUUGGCGACUUGGGCGAAAAUUCUUCUACUUUGAUCUCAUACUUUGAACAAAACGGAGCUCGUAAAUGUCAGUCUGACGAGAACCCUGCUGAAUACAUGCUCGACGUUAUCGGUGCCGGUGCAACUGCCACAAGUGCCAUCGAUUGGCAUGCGACAUGGAAGGCAGCUCCAGAGUCAUCCGCCCUUGAACAGGAGCUCACGAAGAUGCACUCUGAGGGGCGAAAUAAUGCCUCGACUACUGAGCAAGAACAGCCUGAAUAUGCAACUGGCUAUAUGAACCAGCUGUCCGCUCUUUUGAUUCGAGCUUUCCGCCACUACUCCCGCAAUCCGACGUAUAUCAUGGGCAAAAUCGUCUUGAACGUUGCUUCGGGUCUUUUUAUCGGCUUCACAUUCUUCAAAGCUAAUAACUCGAUUCAAGGAUCUCAGAACAAGCUCUUUGCGAUCUUCAUGUCUACCAUUCCGGCCGCAUCUCUCAGCAAUCAGCUCCAAGUUCAGUUCAUCAACUUCCGUAAUAUCUACGAGAACCGCGAGAAACAGAGCAAAAUGUACUCCUGGGCCCCUAUGGUUACCGCAAGUGUCUUGGUUGAACUUCCAUACAACAUCUUUGGCUCUUCGCUGUACUUUUUGUGCUGGUACUGGACUGUAGGGUAUUCUAGCGUGGCGGAUCGCGCCGGUUAUACAUUCAUGCUUCUCUGUGUUGCUUUCCCGCUCUACUAUACUACCUUCUCCCAAGCUGUGGCGGCAAUGUCUCCAAAUGUGAUGAUCAGUGGUCUUUUGUUCAGUUUCUUUUUUUCAUUCACAAUGAACUUCAAUGGUGUGCUCCAGCCCUAUUCGCAGCUCAUUCCUUUCUGGAAAUGGAUGUACCGCCUGUCUCCUCUUACCUACCUCAUUGAGGGACUGCUUGUCAACGGCAUCGGGAACAUGGAACUCACUUGCUCUCCUACUGAGAUUCAGACCAUCGUCCCCCCCUCCGGUCAGACUUGCUCGUCCUACAUGAGCCAGUAUAUCAGCAUGGCUGGAGGCUACCUUGCGAACCCUGAUGCCUCAUCGGAUUGCCAGUUCUGUCCACAGAGCACGACUGAUACUUAUUUAGCUUCGCUGAAUAUGUCAUACUCUCACCGCUGGAGAAACGUUGGAAUUAUGAUUGCUUUUGCCGCUUUUAACGUCUUUUUGGUGUACGUGGGCACAUGGCUUUUCCGCGUCCACCGCGGAAACCCGUUUUCGCGCAGGAAGUAG